This is a messenger RNA of Salarias fasciatus (jewelled blenny), 1523 nucleotides long. RefSeq names its product myeloid cell surface antigen CD33-like. The transcript is spliced from 13 exons. Lineage: Eukaryota; Metazoa; Chordata; Actinopteri; Blenniiformes; Blenniidae. Bases 139 to 1290 code for a protein of 383 amino acids. The record is from RefSeq and is a predicted model, not a curated record.
UUUUGAGUGAGGCUCUUGCCUUCCUUUUUUCUCUCGCUUUCUUUUUCCUGAGAACUGCUCGACAUCACAGUCGAGUAGUUCACUGCAGCAAGACAGCACCUAGUUCAGAUAGUGUCAGAACAAAAACAUUAAAAUAGAAUGAACAAAGAGGGAAGGUUGGAAAUACUCUGUCUGCUUUUAGUUGCUAUUUACAGUCCUGUCUUGAGUGGGAAAUCCCAGAAUUACUUUCUGGACAGUCUUGAUGCCCUGGUUUCGUCGUGCGUGGUGGUGCCCUGCACGUUCUCCCUUCCGGGAGGAAACCUGCCGGCUUCCAGACUCAGAACAACCUGGCAUGUUGAAGGCAAGCAAGAAGAUUACAUCUACCAUGAGGAUGAAUCGAGGGUGCAGGACAACUUCAAGGGUCGAACGAGGCUGCUGGGAGACCCGGGACAAAACAACUGCACCUUAGAAAUAACUGAAAUCAAAAAUCAUGACAACGGUCCCUUCUGUUUCCGGAUUGAAGUCGCAUCGCCUCCCGAUGCUGACAAGUCUGCUCACGGUUGUGUGAAGAUGAAGAUGCUGCCUGCUCCUCCUGAUCCCGAACUGACUCAGUCACCGUCAGCAGAUGAAGGACAGCCCUUCACCGUCACCUGCACCGUCCCCCACACCUGCCCCUCACACGCGCCCAAACUCACAUGGGAGCAGACGGUCACCGCUCCGCAGGUCACUGAGCGUCAGAAAGACAUUCGGUUUGGCAACUGGGAAGUAGAGUCCACCCUGGUAUUUAUCCCCGAGGAGAAGGACGACCACACUGAUAUCACCUGCACGGCUCUUUUCAAUGGAAAGAAGACGACUUCUAAAACCAUGAGGCUCUAUGUAAAACGUGCAGUAAACUAUAAAUACAUCAUCAUUCCCACUGCAGUGGGAGUUGGGACUGCCGUGAUCUUUGGACUCCUCUGUGUUUUUAUGAUGAAAAAGUACAAGAAACGGAUUGCCGAGCUCCAAAAUCAGGAAGGCAGCGUGUGGAACCGAAUGUCCAGGCUGUCUCGUCGAUUUCGCUCUGAUCGACGUGGACCUUCUCCUUCUGACCAAAGGGGUGCGAUUUGGAGCCGAUUUUCAAGGAGGCCAAAAGAGCACACUGUUCAUCCUCCCAACAAUGCGUAUUCAGGAGCAUGCGCUGAACAAAAGCUCAACAAGCCUCGUUUUCCAUCCCCCAAAAGCCAGCCAAAGUCCUGCAAUUACAUGGAGGACACUGAUGGCGACGAUGAUUACAUGAACACUGCAGACCUCAACAUCUACGGAAACAUCUGAAAUGAAGUUAUCUCUAAAAAAUGCUUCAAACCUUCCUGAAGAGAGAGCUUUUUCAUUAAAUGUUCAUACCCACUGCUUUAGUUUGUUCUGUCAGGCAAGGCUGAUUUACUUCUUUAAAUAAUGUUGUGGUGUUUGAUUCUUGUUUUGUAUUGUAAUGCUUCAAUAUAUCAGUUGCAUAUAUUUAAGUGCUGAUCUUAUUCAAUAAAUAAGCAUGGAAUUCAUUAUUGUUUCAU